AUGAUGAAACUAUAGUUGAUCAAGUCAGAAGAUACAAGAUAAUUAGACUUUUACAAUCUUGAAUAAAUAUCAAAUAAAUAAGAAGUAAGCAGCUAAUAAAGUGGAGGCUCUUUGCCUAUCAUUUACAUAGCACUAAUAGAUAAAUAUGGUUAAAUAGUAGGAAAUGAUUUUUCAAGCAAAGUUAGAAUAUCUAUAUAAACUUAAAAUUUAGAUGAAAAAGCAAGUAAAUAUUAACCUUUUAUUGAGGGAAAUACUGAUUUUCAAACUUUAGGUGGUAUAUCAGUAAUUUAAAAUGUAUUUGUAACAAGCAAUCCAGGGUCCAAAUUUUAUGUAUCAUUCUCAACAGAUGGUAUCGACCUUAGUAAAUAAUCUAAUAAGGAAUACAUGAAACAAUCGAGCAAAGAGAAUCUUGAUUUUAAAUUGGAUAUAUAACUAAGAGAAUGUAAUGUCGGAGAAUAUUUUACAUCUGCUGGGAAAUGUCUAGUAUGCUCAGAUAAUUAAUAUUCACUCGUGAAAAUGACAUAACCAGGAUCCUGUGAAAUUUGUGAAUCAGAAAAAGCUCAAUGUCUAGGAGGAGCUAAUAUCGGGCCAUUGCCAGGAUAUUGGAGAAAAAGUAACACUACAAAAAAUAUAGAAAAAUGUCUAUUUUAACCCGCAUGUCUUGGAAUGGUAGCUCCAACUUUUAAUUAAUUGGGUGAUUGUUAAGAAGGAUAUAGAGGUAUUCUUUGUGCUGAUUGUAGUCAUGGAUAUUCUAGAGAUAAUGAUUAUCAAUGCAAAUAUUGCCCUGAACAUUGGGCUAAUAUCCUCAGACUACUAGCAAUAUUUAUUGGAGUAGUUUUUUUGAUUGUCUUUAUGGUGAGGUCAACGCUAAAUGGUGCAAAAGAUUCAAAUAAUGUCACCAGCAUUUACAUUAAAAUCCUUUUAAAUCAUUUUCAGCUAUUACUAAUAACAUCUUCAUUUGAUUUCUCAUGGUCUUAGGAAAUUCUUCAAUUCUUCGGUGUUACAAGCUAAGUUGGAGAAGUUUCUACACAAGUAUUCAGCAUUGAUUGCUUCAUUAAUUCAAAUAAUCAAGAUUAUGAAAAAAGCUCAGACUCAAAAAGAAUAUAUUUCUUUAGGCUCAUCAUUAUAGCAGUCUUUCCUUUAGUUUUAACUGUCAUUUGCUUUUUAUUUUGUACUCGUUUUAUGAUUUUAAAUGCAAAGAGAUUGAUGGAGAAUUAAGACUUCAAGAUGAUUUAGAAAUUAUUUGUUGGAAUAACAUGA
This is a messenger RNA of Stylonychia lemnae, 1260 nucleotides long. The record is from the annotation of a GenBank genome assembly. NCBI's taxonomy places the organism in Eukaryota, Ciliophora, Spirotrichea, Sporadotrichida, Oxytrichidae.